Molecule: messenger RNA, 2290 nt
Organism: Klebsormidium nitens
Lineage: Eukaryota; Viridiplantae; Streptophyta; Klebsormidiophyceae; Klebsormidiales; Klebsormidiaceae
Source: the annotation of a GenBank genome assembly
AAGGCUGCCAGGAACGACAGGAAGGGAGGCGCCUGGGAGGCCCUUUUGAGAAAUUCAGCUGAGUCCGCCUUCAACAAGAAACCCUAGGGUUGGACGUCUUGAUCAGGUUUGUCCUGGAAGAAAAUGGACGCCAGCACGGGGAGCAGCUCUUUGGAGCACCCGCAGCGGCAUCCGUUGGGGUGGGAGAAGCUGGAGGGUGCGCCAAUCUACUUGGACUACAAUGCAACAACGCCCAUAUCGCCUGAGGUAUCGGCCGCCAUGCUGCCGUUCCUCCAGGGCUUUGGCUGGGGCAAUCCGUCAAGCACGCAUGUCUUUGGAGAGCAGGCCAAGCGGGCUGUUGAGUACGCGCGGCGCCAGGUGGCGGACCUCAUAGGCUGCGCAGAGGAUGAGGUGUUCUUCACAUCGGGCGGCACCGAAUCCAACAACUGGGCCAUCAAGGGCGCCGUCGAGGCCGCCCUCGCGCACCUCCCCCCGGGACGCCGCAGCGGCCCCGCGUUUCGCCUGGUGACGUCAGCAGUCGAGCAUCCCGCCGUCACGGAAGUAAUGGAGCAUUUGCGUGACUCCAGGGGGUUCGACUUGCGGGUUGCGCCUGUCGAUUCACAGGGGCUGGUGGAUGCGGAUGCGGUGAUUGCGGCCGCGUUUGGGGGGGCCGAAAGCGGAGAUUUGGGGCGGCUUGAGAGUGUGACGUCAGCGGAUGAUUCCUUCCAACACAGUGAAGCGUCGAAGGUGACAAAUGGAAUCAAAGAGGAGGGCCAAGCCCCAGAGUCAGUAGAGGUUGCCAAGGCAAUAAUGACCGACAGAAGUGCAGUGGAAGAAACAAGCACGACUGGAGUAGAGACGGAGGGGGCAGAAAAGGCGGGUCCAGUGAAAGUUCUAAACGGCGUCUUUGACGCAAAGGUUGACGGAAAGGUUGACGGGGUGGGACAAGGAAACGGUCAGGCAUCACAAACGCUGAUUGUUUCGAUCAUGCAUUCAAACAACGAAGUGGGGGCGAUACAGCCGAUCGCGGAAAUUGGGCGGGCGUUGCGGAAAGCGGGAGUGGUGUUCCAUACGGACGCGAGUCAAAGUAUAGGGAAGGUGCCCAUCAAGUGGGACGAGCUGGAAGUGGACCUGCUGACGAUAGCAGGGCAUAAGCUGUACGCCCCUAAGGGGGUCGGCGCGCUCAUCGUCCGGCGAGGCACGCGGCUGGCGAAGCUGAUGCACGGAGCGGGGCACGAGCGCGGGUUCCGGGCGGGGACGGAGAACAUCAUGCUCAUCGCGGGGCUGGGCAAGGCGUGCGAGGUCUCCCGACGGGACAUGGCCCGGAACGUGGCCCACGUAACGGACGUCCGCGACCGGCUGCUGUCCCGGCUGCAGCAGAACCUGGCGUCCGGCUUUCAGGGCAGCAAGCGGCUCGCCCUCAAAGUCAACGGACCCAUUGACGCCGCGAAGCGCCUGCCCAGCACCCUCAACAUUUCCAUGUCCGGCGUCGACGGCCCGCGCCUCCUCGCCGACCUCGCGCCUCUAGUUGCCUGCAGCGCCGGCUCGGCUUGCCAUUCAGGGGGGCACGGCUCGCCUGUGCUCAAGGCCAUGGGCGUCCCCCCCGAAUUUGCGGCGUGCACUCUGCGCUUGUCAGUUGGGCGGGAAACGACCGAGGAGGAAGUGGAUGCGGCAGCGUCGUGCAUCUCUGAAGCAAUCAAAAAGCAGCAUGAGUUUGAGCUGCCCACCAUUGCGGUCCCGGAUUCGUUUGUCAGCUUGUUCCGGCAGCUGAGCUACUCAAUGGGCAGUCCUAGUCCCAAAAAGGGGGGGUAACUCAAAUCGGGGCCUGGUCAGAGAAUGAAAAUUGCUCGAUUGGUUGGUCGAUUUGCGCAGCGAAUUGGCUGUUGUGAGCGAGGGUUGGAAAGCGGGACUGGCUGACUUGAUUAUCAGACUCCUCACACAUACUGGGGGCCUGCUAGCUGUUGUGUUAGUGAUCAGCACGAUUGCCUUGAUAGGUACAACUGCUACUAACCAACAAUACAGACGAACCGUUGAGAAUCACGAACAACAGUGCUGAAUGUAGCUUUACGUAACUUAUACGUUAUGUUGUUCUGGUUUAGAUCCUUGUUCUAAAAGACGAACUACGUACUGUAGAUUUGGGACAUUCUGAAGCUAGCGUCUUUGACUACUUGUAAGAGGCCAGCAUACUGUUCGCAAGUCGAGUGUUGCAAGAUCAUUAUAUAUUCUCUCGUUCCAUAAAGGGGACCGUCAUUUUCGGCGUCCAAUUUUUUUAGUAUUUCUGGAUCGUUUUUGCUAGCAUUGUCUGUGAUCG